Apus apus (common swift) is the source of this 5738-nucleotide messenger RNA. It is a transcript of the gene ADGRA2, whose product is annotated as adhesion G protein-coupled receptor A2. The transcript has 19 exons. The coding region runs from base 1 to 3876 and encodes 1291 amino acids. The record is from RefSeq and is a predicted model, not a curated record. NCBI's taxonomy places the organism in Eukaryota, Metazoa, Chordata, Aves, Apodiformes, Apodidae. Gene Ontology annotation, biological process: G protein-coupled receptor signaling pathway; cell surface receptor signaling pathway; central nervous system development. Gene Ontology annotation, molecular function: protein binding; G protein-coupled receptor activity. Gene Ontology annotation, cellular component: Wnt signalosome; plasma membrane.
AUGCGCGGGGCGGCAGCGCUGGUGCUGCUGGCGGCGGCGCUGAGCGGGGGGGAGGCAGGAGGGGGCUGCCCCGCGCAGAGCCUGGGCUGCAAGUGCGGGGCCGAGCGCGCCAAGGCUCCCGGCGGGGCCCCCGCACCCCGGCGGAGGGUGGUCUGCAGCGGCGGGGGGCUCCCGGCACCCCCCGAGCCGCGCCUGCUGCCCGACGGCACCGCCACGCUGCUGCUGAGUAACAACAAGAUCACGGUGCUGGAGAACGGCUCCUUUUUUGGGCUGCGGGCUCUGGAGAAGCUGGACCUGAAGAACAACCUGAUCAGCACGGUCCAGCCGGGCGCCUUCCUUGGCCUCUCUGAGCUGAAGCGUCUGGACCUCUCCAACAACCGCAUCGGCUGCCUGAGCGCCAGCGUCUUCCAGGGGCUCUCCAACCUCCUCAGGCUGAACAUGUCCGGGAACAUUUUCUCCAGCCUCCCACCCGAUGUCUUCGACGAGCUUCCCUCCCUGAAAGUUGUGGACUUUGCCACCGAGUACCUGACGUGCGACUGCAACCUGCGCUGGGUGCUGCCCUGGGCGCGCUCCCGCUCGGCGCAGAUCUCGGAGCGGACGAUGUGCGUCUUCCCCCGGCAGCUGCGCGGCCUCCCCCUGCGCGGCGCGCGGGACGCCCAGCUGGGCUGCGCGGGUACCCCGGAGCUGCACACCCACCACCUCAUCCCGUCGCUGCGCCAGGUGGUUUUCCAGGGCGACCGGCUGCCCUUCCAGUGCACUGCUACCUACUUGGACAACAGCACCCAGAUCCGGUGGUACCACAACCACCAGCCAGUGGAGGAGGACGAGCAGACGGGCGUCAUCGUGGAGGAGAGCCUCAUCCAUGACUGCACCUUCAUCACCAGUGAGCUCAUCCUCUCCAACAUCCACGUUUCUGCCAAUGGCGAGUGGGAAUGCGCCGUCUCCACCUCCCAGGGCAAUGUCAGCAAGAAGGUGGAGAUCGUGGUGCUGGAGACUUCCGCGUCCUACUGCCCUGCUGAGCGGGUCACCAACAACCGCGGGGACUUCAGGUGGCCCCGCACGCUGGCUGGCAUCACGGCCUAUCAGCCCUGCCUGCAGCACCCCUUCGCGGCGGGGCCGGCCGGCGGCGCGGCGGGGGAGAAGCAGGCGUGGAGACGCUGCGACCGCGCCGGGCGCUGGGAGGAGGGUGACUACUCCCACUGCCUCUACACCAACGACAUCACCCGUGUCCUCUACACCUUCGUGCUGAUGCCUAUCAAUGCCUCCAAUGCCCUGACCCUGGCUCACCAGCUCCGCGUCUACACGGCUGAGGCAGCCAACUUCUCAGACAUGGUUGAUGUCCUCUACGUGGCCCAGAUGAUAGAGAAGUUUAUUGGCUACGUGGACCAGAUCAAGCAGCUGACAGAUGUGAUCGUGGAGAUGGCCAGCAACAUCAUGAUGGUGGACGACCACAUCCUGUGGAUGUCACAGAAGGAGGAGAAGGCUUGCACCAGCAUCGUGCGCUCCCUGGAGAAGAUCGCCGCCCACACGCUUGGCAGCAACUCCCAGCACAUGGCAGUGAACUCACGCAACAUCGCCUUCGAGGCCUACGUGGUGAAGCCCGAGAGCUACGUGGGGCUGAGCUGUGUGGCUUUCCAGCGGCGGGAUGGGGGCCCGGCCGCACGUGCCCCCCAGGCUGAGCGGGGAGCUGAGCCCCUGCCUGACCAGCAGCUGAGGCUGCGCUGCACCACGGGGCGCCCCAACAUCUCCCUGACCAGCUUCCACAUUAAGAACAGCAUCGCCCUGGCCUCCAUCCAGCUGCCCCCCAGCCUCUUCUCCAGCCCUGUCCCGGCCGCGCCGCUGGCCGAUUGCAAACUGCAGCUGCUGGUCUUCCGCAACGGGAAACUCUUCUGCAGCACUGGGAACUCCUCCCGCCUGGCCGACGACGGGAAGCGCCGCAGCGUGGCCACGCCGGUCAUCUAUGCCGGGACCUAUGGCUGUGGCGUGGGUAACCUGUCAGAGCCAGUGGCCGUGUCGCUGCGGCACCCUGGGGAGGGCGCGGACCCGGUGGCUGCCUACUGGAACUUCGAGGUGCUGGGGGGCAUGGGGGGCUGGAGCGCCGAGGGCUGCCAGCUGGCUACCCGGGAGCCCAACGUCACCUCCCUGCACUGCCGGCACCUCAGCAACGUGGCUGUGCUCAUGGAGCUGAGCGGGUUCCCCAGCGAGGCACGGGGUGCUGGGGAGGUGCUGCACCCAGCCAUGUACACCUGCACAGCUGUGCUGCUGCUCUGCCUCUUCACCACCAUCAUCACCUACAUCGUCAACCACGGCACCAUCCUGAUCCCGCGGAAGGGCUGGCACAUGCUGCUUAACCUCUGCUUCCACAUGGCCAUGACGGCCGCCGUCUUCGCCGGAGGCAUCACCCUGACGGGCUACCUGAUCGUCUGCCAGGCGGUCGGCAUCAUCUUGCACUACUCGUCCCUCUCCACCCUGCUGUGGAUGGCAGUGAAGGCCAGAGUGCUCUACAAGGAGGUGACCUGGAAGGCACCACAGCAGCCAGAGGGGGACAUGUCCCAGCCGCCCCCCAGACCCAUGCUACGGUUCUACCUGAUUGCCGGUGGGAUCCCCCUCAUCAUCUGCGGGAUCACGGCCGCUGUCAACAUCCACAACUACCAUGACAACAACCCCUACUGCUGGCUGGUGUGGCGGCCCAGCCUGGGGGCUUUCUAUGUCCCCGUGGCUUUCAUCUUGCUUGUCACCUGGAUUUACUUCCUCUGUGCCGGGCUCAGCCUCCAGUGCCGACCGUCACGCCGGAAAGACAUCCCCGAGCAGCUGGAGCCACCGCCACGACUCGGGGGUGCUGGUGACCUCCUGACAGACUCCGGGUCCAUCUCAGUCACGCUGAACUCGGGGCCUUCCUGCCCUGAGGUGGACGGCGUCUACUCCCUGCAGGUGCAGUUCUGGGCACUGGUGACCACCCACACCUUGUAUGUCGCCCUGUGGACGUUCGGCGCCAUGGCCGUGUCGCAGCGCUGGUACCUGAACAUCGUCUUCAGCUGCCUUUACGGCAUCACCGCCGUGGCGCUGGGACUCUUCAUCUUCAUCCACCACUGCGUCCGGCGCCGGGACGUCCUCAACUCCUGGUUCUCCUGCUGCCCCUCCUACAGGAACGCGCUGCCCAUGCAGGCGUACGUCCACCCGGGGCUGGUGCCAGAGGACGGCUCGCAGGUCUUCAUCGGCUGUGACCCGGAGGCGGCUCGUUCCGGUGCCUCCUCCUCGCCCAGCAGUGCUGGCUCAGCCGGGGGCCGCUGCAAGCUCACCAACCUGCAGGUAGCCCAGAGCCAGGCAGACACCCGCCCGGCCACCUGCCUGGAGCCAGACCCCACCGACGGCAGGACCACCGGCCCCGGCAGACAUGCCAGCAACCUCCACGGCCGCAGGAACCACCGGGGCAGAACUAAGCAGUGCCGGGACGGGAAGCAUCACCGCUUGAAAGCGCUGCGGGGCCCCUCCUCGGAGCAUCCCUCCAGCGAGAGCGGGAGCCUCCACAACAGCCACUCUGAGAGCUACCACAGCGGCAGGAACAGCCCCCUCAGCAGCGGCCACCCGGGGCCACGGGCCCCCCAGGAUGGGGAGAUGGUGCCCAGCCACUCGGAAGGCAGCGACGGCGGCCGGCGGGCACCCGACUUCACCGAGGCUCGUCGGAGGAGCGCCAGCAAGGACAGCCUGCGGCAGGGCAGCGCGGCCGAGAGGGAGGCCAAGCGCCGCUCCUACCCGCUGAACGUGGCCAGCCACAACGGCGGCCUCAAGGGCAGCAAGUACGACAUCAACCUGGCCAGCGCCGACAGCGUGGCCGGGAUGAAGACCGGCCUCUGGAAGAGCGAAACCACCGUGUGAAGGUGGGCAGGACCAGAUGGCCACAGCGCCGCGUUUUCCUCCAGGAGCCUCCGCUGGAGCCGCUUGGGGUGCCCGUGAGGAGGAGGGGACGCUGCAGGAAUCACCACGUGCACUAGUGGGGCCAGGCGGCGCGGCCGGGAGCUCCGGCUCACCCCGGGCACAGGGCGAUGCCGGGCCUGGCCCGAUCCCUGUGGAGGCUCAAAGCUUCCCGAGGUGAAAGGCAAUCCUUGCUCUUCAGCAGCCUGAACUGCAGCCAUGCUUUCAUCACUCCUGCAUGUCACUUAAGACUGAUCCUAAAUGCUAUUUUAUAUUAUACAGAGGAAAACGUCUAUUUUUCAAAGCUAUAUUAUUGAAUGUAUAUAUGUAUAGACAGAUCAGUAAGUGAUGCAAGUGCCUCAUUACCGACCAGUGUUCUCCGGGAGCGGGCAGGGCCCCGGGCGCUUUGCCCCAACUGCAAUAUUCCCACCAAAGGGACCACACUGGGUGCCAAGGCCUGUGUGGCCCAGCCUGAGCAAGCUGCCCUGAGCGAGUCAGAGAGCAGCUUCUCCCUCUGAAAAUGUUGUUACACGCUGAAGUUUUUACCCGUGUGUGUUCACGCUGGCGCUUCACCCUGUGGGUUACGCGGCUGCCAAAGGAAAAGCCAUAUUGAGAAGCAAGCACAAGGUAAGAGGAGCCUCAGCCCCACGGCGAGGUGACUGUCUGCACCUUUCCAAUGCCAGACACUAAAAUCUUGGCCUGAAAAGGCUCCCAAAGCCCUCAGAGGCAUGAGCUGUGCAAUGGGGUGGGCUGGUGGAGCCAAGACUGACCCUCUCCACCAAACCACCAAAGAGCUGAGCAUGUGCAGAGACCCAAGGUGAGUCCCUGUCCUUUGCCCAGGGGUGCACGCUCUGAGAGCACUUGGGUUUGCUCUCAGGAAGGCAGAAAAGCCCCCCAGCUACCGGCCUUGCCCUCGUGUAAGACGAGAGCACCGGGGAGCAGGGGCCAUUCCUGGGAAAGUGGGAGAAUGAGGCCAAUUAAUUAGGGACCUUCCCUGGACAGUUCAAGUGAUGCAUUCAAAGGGCUGGAACUUGGAUAAGCACUUAUUUUUCCCCGUUUGAAAACAAGUCCCCCCCUUUUUUCUAGUGUGCAGAUAAAGAGCCCACGCUGCAGGCAGCAGCCAGCACUGGGAGCUGUUCCCUGCCAGGUCCCAAAGGUUUCCCAAGAGGAGAGGAGGUUGUUUACCCCACAGCCAGGCAAGGAGCACCCCGUGCUGGUGCAGCGCUGGCAGCCCUGGGGCUGUUUCACCCCAUGCCAUCCACCACAGCCAUGGGAGGGAUGGAAAGGAGCCAGGCUGGGAUCCUGGUGCCUCCUCUGCCCUUCCCAGCCUCCCCUGCCUCAGUUUCUCCUGUAUGCAAAUGGGUUCCAUCAUUUAGCUACCUCUGAGGGGAGGCAGUGGGGGAAAAGCACUUAAUGGUGGGUUUGUCUGAGCUGCAGAAGCCCUUGGGGGACCCUCACCUGUGGGGCUGGGGCACCCUCGGGCUCCCCACCUUUCCCUGUGCCUGGUUUUGAUACAACCUCAACCUUGAUUGUUGGUCCCACAGCCCACACGGUCUUGCUGACGCUGCGUUGUUAUGUAUGCUUGCUGCACUGUGACAGUAUUAUAUAAAAAGCUUUGUAUUAUUAAUUACACUUUUUUUUUUUUUGGUCUGUUUACAUUACAAGCAAAUGACAUAUCAACAGAGCUUCCUGCAAUAUCCGGGGGGAGGGAGGGAAAGUAUGCCAAAGAAAUGUCUUUAAAGGGGCCUUUUUGCAUUUUUAUAUAAAUAGAAUGUUUCUAGCAGAUAUGUUUUGUUUAAUAUAUUAAAGAUUUGCCAAUCUGCCAA